CAAGAAAGAGAAGAAAGGCUUGUCCGAGGACGAGGGGAAGUGUGUGAGUUGUGAGCGGGGUUGGGAGUUGCCACUGUGCCGUGGAGAUGGAGCGAGUGAGGUAACUGGAGGGCGGGAGCACUCACAGUAUCUCUCUCUCUCUGUGUGUUUCACUGCCUCCCACUAACCGGGAAUCUGAUCUCUCAGCACAGGCGAGCCGACAGAAGCGAAGCCACUGCUGGCUGCAUCGGGACUGCUCUCCAGGAACUUCUGAUACCUUGUCUAAAAGUUGCUGCCUCUUCCAAGUUACUUUUGAUUAUCUUUGGACCCUCAAGAUGGAAGAAUUGAAGCAUUAGCAAAGGUUGGAUUUGUGGAUCCAGAGUGGAUAGAAGCUGAAUCCACUGAUAUAAUCGCCACCAUAGAAAUGGCUUUCUAGCUCUUCUGCGGGCACAAGACUGCAAUACAACACCUAAGUUUACACUAAUAGUGUAGACGGAUCUCCGUCAGUCCCGUGUUAAGAUCUUCGCAGUGCUCGUUCCUUGCUCCUGGAUUCUCCUACUGGUCUUGGUGCAGAGAUGACUGAGCUCACAGGCAGAGUAUCUCCAAACCCACUUGGUGUUGUUACAGCUCCCUGUGUGUCCAAGGUGGAGCUACGUGUAUCCUGCAAAUCCUUGUUGGACAGAGAUACUCUCAAUAAGUCUGAUCCAUCCGUGGUACUGUUGAUGCAGUCUCAAGGACACUGGGUGGAGGUCGAUCGGACUGAGGUUAUAAAGAGUAACUUGCAUCCAGUGUUCUCUAAAAUUUUCAACGUGGAUUAUUACUUUGAGGAGGCUCAGAAGCUUCGAUUCGAGGUGUAUGAUAUCCACGGGCACUGCAGUAUUGGUGCACGAGACGAUGAUUUCUUGGGCGGUGUGGAGUGUACCCUUGGCCAAAUUGUGGCUCAAAAGAAAAUGACAAAGCCUUUGUUCUUAAAGUAUGGAAAAUAUGCCGGGAAGUCUACAAUCACUGUUAUUGCAGAGGAAAUAAAUGGAAACAAUGGCUAUGUGGAAUUAGCCUUCUGUGCUAAGAAACUGGAUGACAAGGAUCUUUUCAGCAAAUCAGAUCCUUUUUUGGAAAUAUACAGGCUGAAUGACGAUGAAUCUGAGCAACUUGUCUACAGGACCGAGGUUAUCAAGAACAACUUGAAUCCAGUGUGGGAGUCAUUUAAAGUUUCUCUGAGUUCACUUUGUAGCUGUGAUGAAAAGAGACAGUUGAAGUGUUUGGUCUGGGAUUAUGAUAACCGUGGAAAACAUGACUUCAUUGGAGAGUUUUACUCAACAUUUGAAGAACUGCGGAAGGCAAUGGGAGAAAACAAGGUCCACUGGGACUGCGUUAAUCCAAAAUAUAAAGCCAAAAAGAGACAUUAUAAAAACUCUGGAACAGUCAUACUGAAAGAUUGUAAGUUGCACAGGGUAUAUUCAUUUUUAGAUUACAUAAUGGGAGGAUGUCAGAUUCACUUCACGGUAGCCAUUGACUUCACAGCUUCAAAUGGAGACCCACGAAACAGCUGUUCCUUGCAUUACAUCAAUCCCUAUCAGCCCAACGAGUAUCUGAAAGCACUUAUCUCUGUUGGUGAGAUCUGUCAAGACUACGACAGUGAUAAGAAGUUUUCCGCCUUGGGAUUUGGAGCAAGAAUUCCUCCGAAUUAUGUGGUCUCACACAAUUUUGCCAUUAAUUUCAAUUCUGAAGAUGAGGAAUGUGAAGGAAUACAAGGAGUAGUUGAGUCCUAUCAGAGCUGUCUACCUAAAAUCCAACUUUAUGGGCCAACGAACGUGUCUCCCAUCAUAGGCAAGGUGGCGAAAGUGGCUGCUGAGGAGGAGAAGACAAAGGAGGCUUCCCAAUACUACAUCCUACUGAUCCUGACAGAUGGAGUUGUCACUGAUAUGGCGGACACAAGGGAGGCAAUAGUCCGAGCAUCACACCUUCCAAUGUCCAUCAUCAUUGUUGGUGUGGGCAACGCAGAUUUUACAGAUAUGGAGAUACUGGAUGGUGACGAUGGGGUUUUACGAUCUCCAAAGGGGGAACCUGUGCUAAGAGACAUUGUACAGUUUGUCCCCUUCCGUGAAUUUAAAAAUGCAUCUCCAGCAGCUUUGGCCAAGUGUGUCUUAGCAGAAGUCCCGAAACAAGUUGUGGAAUAUUACAGCUACAAGGCCAUUCCUCCUAAAUGUCUCAGUCUGGAUUCCUCUGAGUCAGCAUGCACAACGCCAGAAUAAAGAGACUGCUCUUUGCUGAUGGAGGUUUCUGAAGGGAGAAUGAGAUGACCCAGAGAAAAAAAAUUCUUCACAUUAUGUAUCUGGUUUGCUGCAAACAUAUUAAGAUAAAAGCAAAGCUAUUUUCACAGCUUGAAUAACCAAGUUCCGAUGCCCAUGCCACUGAUCAACCACAGCAAAAUAUCUGGAUGCUGAAAGAUAAUGUUUGGGGAAUAUUGGCCAAUUCCCAAACAUUGCACUUUUAGUGUUUUUAUCUGAGUCAAUGGGACAUACAUAUAAUUUAUUAUCUGUACUGAAUAGAUGCAAAAUGGCUAUAGAAACAUCUUUCAUGAAUUAAUUCAUUUUUCUGCACUAGACCCUCCCAAGUCAUUUAGACCCACUGGAGAAAGCAGACCACAUGGCAUUUGCUGCACGGUUUCUACAUUUGAGGCUUCAUAAGCAAUUUGAAGAUUUUGGGGUUAAUUUGGUUGAUUUUUGUGCAAAUAUUAAUUCUGCAGAAUUUUAUAAGAUUUCUUCUUGCCUCUACCUUGAAACAAAAACUGCAUGCCAAAAUUAAUAUAGCAUGAAAGUAGAAGGAGAAUCAAGGCAUCAUAAAUAAAGGUCUUGACCCGAAACGUCACCCAUUCCUUCUCUCCACAGAUGCUGCCUGUCCUGCUGAGUUACUCCAGCAUUCUGUGUCCAUCUUCGGUGUAAGCCAGCAUCUGCAGUUCCUUCCUACAUAAAUAAAACACUACUCCUUUGGAUCAUAAUGGCUAAAAUGAAAAGAAUAGCAUGGCAUACAUUUAAUCAAUCAGUGAGUCAGAGUGUUUGUUUUAUUAGCUGCAUUUACAAGAAGUGGUGGAGGUUGCAUUUAAUUCAAGAAAGUUCCUAAUGUAUGAAUGAUCACAUCAUAGUAAAGAAUUGUUGGCAUAUGAAGGAAUCAAACAAGGCAGCACAGUGGUGCAGCAGGUAGAGCUGCUGGCUCACAGCGACAGAGACCUGGGAUCCAUCCCAGCCUUGGCGUUGUCUGUUUGGAGUUUGCACAUUCUCCCUGUGACCAAGUUGGUU
Messenger RNA from Amblyraja radiata (thorny skate), 3275 nucleotides. RefSeq names its product copine VII (gene cpne7). The record is from RefSeq and is a predicted model, not a curated record. Gene Ontology annotation, molecular function: calcium-dependent phospholipid binding. Bases 555 to 2231 code for a protein of 558 amino acids. Gene Ontology annotation, cellular component: plasma membrane. The transcript has 16 exons. NCBI's taxonomy places the organism in Eukaryota, Metazoa, Chordata, Chondrichthyes, Rajiformes, Rajidae. Gene Ontology annotation, biological process: cellular response to calcium ion.